AUGAACUUCAGUCAGCUUAAAAAAUUGGAUGAGGAAUCUUUGGCACAUUUGCAAGAGGGCUCGGGUCCCGUAGACGAGUGCCUCUGUCCCCUGCUAUCUCCCCCUGAUGCCGAGAGAAAGAGUCUAGGAGCUUCUAUCAAGAAAGCUUUUGCGAACUUCAAUCCUGGAAAGAAGAGAAAGUCUUUCGGAGGAAGCAGAAAUGUGGAUAUACCAAUAGUGUUUUCUAAAGGAGAACAGGGCGUAUAUUCAACGAAAGAGGUGGUUAAACGCAAGUCUAAUUGCGGUCGCUGCGGCUGCGACAGAGAAAACAUAGUGCUGAAGCAUUCCUACGCGAACAUAAGGAUCACCAGCCCUGAUGUCAGUUCCAUCUGCCCUUGUCCUAAUGAUUGCUUACCAGAUAAACACAAACUCCUGAACAAUAUAAAAGUGACAGUUGAACGUGUAACCAUAGACCCGGACAGCGAGAGUUCAGAGACAAGCCUUCACAACCACAGACCGAGGAAUGUUAGAGAGCCAGAAAUGACAGACAAGAGGUCCGUAUCUAGCCUUAUAAACGCACAGUAUGAGAAAGAUGAAGAAAACGUAUAUAAUAGAUGAUUUGAGAAACUUUCAAGACACAAUUUCACGAACGAUAUAAGC
Messenger RNA from Helicoverpa zea (corn earworm), 639 nucleotides. RefSeq lists its product as uncharacterized. The transcript has 3 exons. NCBI's taxonomy places the organism in Eukaryota, Metazoa, Arthropoda, Insecta, Lepidoptera, Noctuidae. The record is from RefSeq and is a predicted model, not a curated record. Bases 1 to 597 code for a protein of 198 amino acids.